This is a messenger RNA of Myotis lucifugus (little brown bat), 576 nucleotides long. RefSeq names its product inactive phospholipase D5-like. The transcript has 4 exons. The record is from RefSeq and is a predicted model, not a curated record. The annotation marks the transcript as partial. NCBI's taxonomy places the organism in Eukaryota, Metazoa, Chordata, Mammalia, Chiroptera, Vespertilionidae.
AUGGCCCAGAAGUCGGUGGACAUCGUGUCUUCCCACUGGGAUCUCAACCACAGUCACCCAUCGGCGUGUCAGAUGAAAGAACUUGGUGUCAUCUUCUACAACUGCAGCUGCCUGGUCCUGGAUUUGCAAAGGAUCUUCGCUUUAUAUAGUUCAUUGAAAUUCAAGAGCAGAGUGCCCCAGACCUGGUCUAAGAGGCUCUAUGGAGUCUAUGACAAUGAGAAGAAAUUGCAGCUUCAGUUGAACGAAACCAAAUCUCAAGCCUUUGUGUCGAAUUCCCCCAAACUCUUUUGCCCUAAAAACAGAAGCUUUGACAUCGACGCCAUCUACAGCGUGAUAGACGACGCCAAGCAGUACGUGUACAUCGCCGUCAUGGACUACCUGCCCAUCUCCAGCACAAGCACCAAAAGGACGUACUGGCCAGACUUGGACGGGAAAAUAAGAGAAGCGUUAGUUUUGCGAAGCGUUAAAGUUCGACUCCUGAUCAGCUUCUGGAAGGAAACGGAUCCCCUGACAUUUAACUUUAUUUCGUCUCUUAAAGCUAUCUGCACUGAAAUAGCCAACUGCAGCUUGAAAGUU